CAUUGUUUCUGCUUCAAGUGUGGAGAGAUGACUGAGGCAAUCCCCAGGAACCCUGGGACUGUAGCUGUAAUUGUGAUGGUUAUUUUCAUGGUUCUGAGGACUCCCAGGGCUCAUCCUAGAGCUGCUCCAAAGGAUUUCGUGUACCAAUUUAAAGGCAUGUGCUACUUCACCAACGGGACGGAGCGUGUGCGGCUAGUCGCCAGACAAAUCUACAACAAGGAGGAGACUCUGCGCUUCGACAGCGACGUGGGGGUGUUUGUGGCUGUGACCGAGCUGGGGCGGUCGAAUGCUCAGAGCUGGAACAGCCAGAAGGACCUCCUGGCGGAGUAUCGGGCCCAGGUGGACACGCUGUGCAGACACAAUUACAAGGAGACUGCUCGCUUCACUGUGCAGCGGAGAGUGGCGCCCACAGUGACCAUCUCCCCAGCCAGGACGGAGGCCCUGAACCACCACAACCUGCUGGUCUGCUCGGUGACAGAUUUCUAUCCUCGUCAAAUUAAGGUCAGGUGGUUCCGGAACAACCAGGAGGAGACAGCUGGCGUUGUAUCCACGCCUCUUAUUCAGAAUGGGGACUGGACCUGCCAGAUCCUGGUGAUGCUGGAAAUGACUCCCCAGCGAGGAGAUGUCUACACCUGCCACGUGGAGCACGCCAGCCUGCAGAGCCCCAUCACAGUGGAGUGGAGGGCACAGUCUGAAUCGGCCCAGAGCAAGAUGCUGAGUGGAAUUGGGGGCUUUGUGCUGGGGCUGGUCUUUCUUGGCUUGGGCUUUAUAAUCCACCUUUGGGACAAGAAAGUGACUGGCUCAGUGACUUUGGAGUGACCCUACUCUAUGGCAGUGAAAGCCUCAUUGUACAUGGAUGGGAGUGCAGGAGAGAAGGGUCUGGAGCUGCGCAUUCAUUUCCUUUGGAGGGGCUCGGGCACUGACUCAAACAUUCUUCUUCCUGGGAUCUGUCACUGCUUUUCCUUGGUUUUGUCCUGCCAUCAUCCUUGUUCAUGCUUCCCAGCCUCCCCUCUAUCAGGCCUGUGAGCAAGCCACCUCUGCCAGCUGUCACCCAUGGCGGUCCUGCUCGCACAGUGACUGAGGUCAGCUGCCAUGGCUCCCUUGUGUUCUUGGCUUUCCUGCACUUCUGCCUGUGACUGAUUUGUACCCUGGUGCUAGACGCGCUGAUC
This is a messenger RNA of Rhinolophus ferrumequinum (greater horseshoe bat), 1169 nucleotides long. RefSeq names its product HLA class II histocompatibility antigen, DQ beta 1 chain-like. Gene Ontology annotation, biological process: peptide antigen assembly with MHC class II protein complex; immune response; immunoglobulin production involved in immunoglobulin-mediated immune response. Gene Ontology annotation, cellular component: membrane; MHC class II protein complex. Gene Ontology annotation, molecular function: MHC class II protein complex binding. The transcript has 6 exons. The record is from RefSeq and is a predicted model, not a curated record. Bases 28 to 819 code for a protein of 263 amino acids. NCBI's taxonomy places the organism in Eukaryota, Metazoa, Chordata, Mammalia, Chiroptera, Rhinolophidae.